UGUAUAUUUAAUAUAAACUUUCAAGUUCCAAAUCAAAGAUGUCUAUAAAUUUACAUUCAACUUUAACGGGCUAAUCUACUUACUUUUCAACGACCCGGCAGCGUUGCCACACAGUCACAUUUGGCUGUCAUUUUUAAACAUUCGUUCAGCAAAGGCUUGAAGAAAAGUCAACUCUUGUCAAAUAAAAUAUAAGGACAAUCUAAACUAAGCCAACAAAUUGACGAUUUUUUAAAAUAUCAAUAAUAAUUUUAAUUUUAAUAUAUAUAUAUAAAAAAAAAGAAGAAAACUAUGGGAGCUGAGCAAUCGGCUUUGUUAGCUUGCACUCAAACGGGCAAGCCGGAAAGUCCGCUGAACUUGGAAAAUUCUAAACAAUUCUUUCAAUUGUAUUUCGAUAGAAUGCCUGAGCCUAAAACAGGACCCGUUACAGAGGCGUUGCUGCAUUUGAUAAUGAAUGCACCACAUCCGAAUCUAGUAGAGUUCAGGGAGCGCGCCAACUGGGCGAAUCAGCAGGAACAGGAUUCGGGCUAUGAGAACGAUGAGCUGGAAAUGGAAGAGUCUAGUGAGGCGGACGAGGAGGAGCAGGACAUCGAUAUGAUCUCCGUGGAAGAGGAGCAAACAGUUGAUCAAUUAUCGGAGAGUGGAAUGAGCACGGCAUCGAGUUCAACUACUUAUGAUAACCGCAAUAUUGAUGAGAGCAACGUUCAGCUGAUUCCAUUGGAAUUCGUCAAUCUGCAGCCCUUCGAGAGUCCCAAUAUAGAUGAUCCACAGCUGGAAUUCGAGAAGGAGUUCAUAAUAAGCAUUGCCGACUUGAAUGAAGAAUUAUCAUAGUCUAAUUAUUACAUAAAUUAAAAAAUUAUGUACAUGUUUCUUCUCCUA
This is a messenger RNA of Drosophila mojavensis, 876 nucleotides long. RefSeq lists its product as uncharacterized. The transcript is spliced from 2 exons. The record is from RefSeq and is a predicted model, not a curated record. NCBI's taxonomy places the organism in Eukaryota, Metazoa, Arthropoda, Insecta, Diptera, Drosophilidae. The coding region runs from base 289 to 828 and encodes 179 amino acids.